UAUAAAUAUUGUGUUUUUUAAAAAAUGUGUUACAAAAAACUAGUAAUAAUUAAUUAUAUAAUAAUAAUAUGGGAAAACACCUAAAAGUAGUACUGUUUCCUAUUGACGCUGUCGGACACGUUAACUCGGCCACUGGUAUCGCACAGGUAUUACUAGAGGCCGGCCAUCGGGUAAUAUUUAUUAUUAGUGAACAGUGGAGAGGAAAGCUAUGCAAAUAUGGUAUUGAAGAACUGAUACUCGAUGAGGGAGAUAAAAAACCUACCGGUGCUGAGGACAGUAGUAAUAGUGGUGGCGGUGCUGAUGAUGCAGCCCUACAAUGGGCUAACCUUAUGAAACAAACCGAUACGUUCACCAAUUUAGAUCCACUUGUACGGCUGGUCAAUGUCCGUAAGCACCUGUAUAUGAGCGAAAUGAAACGUUUGGAAACAGUUAAUCAAUCCAUUGAACGCCUGCUUCGGGAUCUCAGACCCGAUAUCGUACUAACCGAUCAGUUUAUGACAGUACCGGCUAUUAUGACUAGUGGUAUACCUUGGAUCUGGUGGUGCAGUCCUAAUCCAUUGGUGUUUAUUGAUGACGACCGUACGCCACCCGGUUGUUCAGGUUUGCCUACAACUGGUCCCAAAUCCGAGUGGCAAUCAUUCAGAAAUGUCGUCAACGAGGCAUCACUAGAGUCGUGGACCUAUUGGAACUCAUAUUGUAUGGGACAGGGAUGUCAACCGCUAGACAAAUAUCGUUACCAACAUUUCUCUCCUUAUCUAAACAUUUAUGGUUUUCCGCUGGAGUUAGACUAUCUGGACAUACGUCCAUUGCCUGACAAAUGGCUACGAUUUGACAAUCUUAAGCGCCAGGAGGUCAACACUGGACCCAAGUUUGAAAUACCGGAGUCAUUGCUGGGAAAACCGGGAAAAUUAGUAUACUUUUCGUUGGGCUCUAUGGGCGGCGCCGAUGUUGACCUAAUGAAACGUUUGGUUGGAAUUUUGGCCAAAUCCAGGAACCGGUUUAUUGUGUCGAAAGGACCGGGCGAUCGACUAUACGAUUUGCCUGAUAAUAUGUGGGGCCGACGCAGUGUACCGCAGAUACAGGUGCUGCCAGUUGUCGAUCUGGUCAUAACACACGGCGGCAAUAAUACCGUAACCGAAACCCUGUAUUUUGGUAAACCAAUGCUAGUAUUGCCACUAUGGGGUGACCAGUGGGACAAUGGCCAGAGGAUUGCCGAAAAAGGAUUGGGAUUGUCACUGAAUGCACACAAAUGUACUGAAGAUGAACUAAUCAAAGCAGUCGAUAGUCUACUAGAGGAUAGCCUACUGGAGAAACGGUUAGCCAAAAUAGCACAGAGAAUACAAUCGGAUAAUAGUAUUGGAAAAUUGCCGGAAAUUAUUGAAAAUUUAUUAGAUAAAUAAAAAUAAGACAAUUAAUUAAUUAAUUAAUAAAAAAAAUUUUUACAA
This is a messenger RNA of Oppia nitens, 1445 nucleotides long. RefSeq names its product NDP-glycosyltransferase YjiC-like. The coding region runs from base 69 to 1400 and encodes 443 amino acids. The record is from RefSeq and is a predicted model, not a curated record. The transcript has 2 exons. Gene Ontology annotation, molecular function: UDP-glycosyltransferase activity. NCBI's taxonomy places the organism in Eukaryota, Metazoa, Arthropoda, Arachnida, Sarcoptiformes, Oppiidae.